AUGGCGUCCACGUCAAAGGAAUCCUAUGGAAUCGCGUCCUAUGCCAUUAGUCGCCAUCGUAAGAACAAAGUCUUUAUGUGGCAAAGUCGAGUACAACACGGGCGAGUUUAUGAGUUCCUACUUGCUUCACGGUUUAAGGUACCCGGUCUAGUGUCAUGGAAAUGUAUGCAUUGUAUGCAAAUUCGUGAGAAGAUGAAAAGGCAGAUGAAACCAGUUAAGGAUCUGAAGAUUCCUUUGGUUCUAAUAGACAACGAUGUUAUAAGGGAGAACCCCGAUAAGCCACUAAACGCCCAGCAUUUCUGUAAGGAGUGGGCCGCUAAUGAUGGUCCGCUCGAAGUUUCGAUAGAUCGUUUCUCGGAUACUGUACUUGAAGCAGUUCCACUCGACCUUGACGCAGUUCAGAAGAAGCAGAUGAAGCAAUGCCUGGACGAAAAGUGUGAAAGGGUGAUGAAAAAAGUUUUGCGAAAACGAAAACGAGAAGUACACAAAGAUUAUCCAAGUCAAUCGGCAAGGAUGGCGAAGAGAAUGGAGUUAAGCAAUGAUUACUACGAUGAUGAUGGUAAUCUGUCUACGGAAGUGGUUGUGAGGUCCUAUCCUCCAGCAGUUGGUGAGAAUGAGUACAUAGACGUCGGAUGA
Messenger RNA from Angiostrongylus costaricensis, 636 nucleotides. The record is from the annotation of a GenBank genome assembly. Lineage: Eukaryota; Metazoa; Nematoda; Chromadorea; Rhabditida; Metastrongylidae.